AUGUUCAUAACUAUCGUUAUCAUCAUCACUCUUAUACGCGACAGGGAUUCCAAGCCAAACGUUCAGGAGCAAAUAAUUACUCCUUGGGAGGUUGAAGGCGCUACGAUCGAUGGUAAAACUCAAGCAAUUGAUUAUAAUAAACUAAUCGAGAAAUUUGGAACCCGUCAUGUCGACGAAGAACUCCUAAAAAGAUUUGAGAGUUUAACCGGAAGAAAAUGUCAUGUUUUUCUCAGAAGAGGCUUCUUUUUUUCACAUAGAGAGUUUACACGUAUUCUAGAUCGUUUCGAACAAAAGAAACCAUUCUACCUCUAUACAGGGCGUGGUCCAAAAAUAUAUGAUAAAAUUAAUUCAUUUAGAUGGCUGCAAGAAGUUUUUGAUAUUCCAAUUGUCAUUCAGCUGACUGAUGAUGAAAAAUUUCUUUUCAAGCCUGACCUAUCAUUAGAGAAGGCGCGUCAAUUUUCAUAUGACAACGCAAAAGAUAUCAUCGCGUGUGGUUUUAAAUUAGAAAAGACUUUGAUCUUUUCCAACCUUGAUUAUGUCGGUGCAUUACUGCUAGUCAAUCCAAGGCCACCUUUGGUUUCAAUGACAGGUGAACUUCAUUAUAGUAUGUACAUUAUUGAUCGUAUUUUAAGUACAAUAUUUGCCAACAUUCCAUUUCGUUUAAGUGAUUGCAUCGGAAAACUACAUUUUGUUGCUGUACAAGCCACACCAUCAUUUUCUAACAGUUUCCCACAAAUAUUUGGCACGCGUUCUGAUAUACCUUGUUUAAUCCCGUGUGCUAUUGAUCAGGAUCCGUAUUUCCGGUUGACACGUGACGUUGCACAUAAACUCAAGUAUCCAAAACCCUGUCUAAUUCAUGCUAAAUUUUUUCCCGCGCUUCAGGGUCCUCAAACAAAAAUGAGCGCAUCUGUAGAUAACUCUGCGAUAUUUAUGUCAGAUACACCUAAUCAAAUAAAAAAAAAGAUAAACAAAUUUGCCUUCUCGGGUGGCGGUGACACACUUGAACUCCAUAAAUUACACGGGGGAAACCCGGACGUUGAUGUCGCGUAUCAAUAUUUGGCUGUGUUUUUAGAUGAUGAUGUCGAACUGGCCGAUAUUUAUAAGAAAUAUAAGUCAGGGGAAAUGAUGACAGGAGAAUUAAAAGAGCGUUGUAUUAAAGUCUUACAAAAAUUUGUCGGAGAUUUUCAACAG
Racocetra persica is the source of this 1191-nucleotide messenger RNA. The record is from the annotation of a GenBank genome assembly. Lineage: Eukaryota; Fungi; Glomeromycota; Glomeromycetes; Diversisporales; Gigasporaceae.